Messenger RNA from Musca domestica (house fly), 5513 nucleotides. RefSeq names its product histone-lysine N-methyltransferase PR-Set7-like. Lineage: Eukaryota; Metazoa; Arthropoda; Insecta; Diptera; Muscidae. The record is from RefSeq and is a predicted model, not a curated record. Bases 783 to 3188 code for a protein of 801 amino acids. Gene Ontology annotation, molecular function: protein binding; histone H4K20 methyltransferase activity. The transcript is spliced from 3 exons.
AAGAACGCUACAUUCUCUAACCGUCUCUCUUUAAGUUAUAUCAAAAAAGAACAACAACAAACAACGAACAAAAUAAAUUACUUGCAUAGAAGAAAAAAUGUAGUUGUAAAAACGCGCGGAAAAGUAAUCACCGAGAAGACCAAACAAUACAAAACAUACAACAAGGAAAUCUCCAAACAUUUGCCUUAAAAUUUUUGAUAAAAACUUUAUACAAAAUAGCCGCGGUCCGGCGGAACAUUUCCUCCAAUCCAAUCUCCUAACAAAACGAAGACGAGACAACGGUGAUUGUUGGUUGGCUUGACACGGGUAGGUUACGUGCGGUUAGAAGCGAGGCAGGUCAGGCGAAAGAGAAAUACAUUAGCAAACAACCGACCGACCGAUGGAAAUAAAAUAACAAUGAGUGAAUAGUGUAAUGGAAGGAAAAUUUUUUUCCCCUUUUCAGAUUUGGGCGGAAAAAUAUUCUGGCGACAACGGCAAAUACUUCUUUGUGAAAAAUCCUACGCAAGUUUUCAGCCAUUGCCAUCAAACGCUUGGUGAUAAAGAUUAACUUGACGGACGCUAAUAGAACGGAAACGGUAAACAGUAUCAAGGCAGCCCUUCUAUUGCUACGGAACUAUUAUCGUUGUGGCGACGGUCAACAGUUUUUCUCAUCUAUAUGUUUGAUGCAUUGUUGUGAUUGAUAUUUUUAUGAUUGACUUCCGACAAAUUCUCUAGACGGUUUUUGCAUCUAGUGGUGUGGUGGUGGUAUUUAUCUCUACUCAACCGUAAAUUGCAUAGACAAAAUGGUGCGCCGACGUACGCGCGCCUGUGCCAAUUCUAAGGCGCCUGUUGAACUUAUGACAAAUGGUGGAUCUGCUGCAGCUGCCUUGGCCAAUGCCGCCCAACUGCUAGAAGAACAAUAUUUUGCUAGCCCCAAGAGGAAAGAUUGUAAAGUGGAGGAAUCAGCUUGUGAUGAAGGAGGUCGUAGCAGUGCCAGCUCAUCUCCGACGAACAUUCAGACCGAAGAUGCUAAUGCUCACAGAACUAAACAUAAAUCCAUCAGUCCCAAUAAAGUAAAGGGUGGCAUAAAUGGGCGCACAAUUGGUGUCCCUCUUGCAACUCGCUCCCAAACACGUACCAUUGAAAACUUCUUUAAAGCUAAUGCUGCCAAACAGAAUAAAAUCACCAAUUACAUGAAUGGUCAUGACGAUUCUAUAAACUCCACGGAUACACCAAAAACAAUACAACAGCCAACAUUGUCUGCAUCCGUGACGCCGCCACAAAUGACACAGCAACAACAACAGCAUAUUGAACAACAAAAACGACAAAUUAAUGGCGACCAUAACUACCAGCAGCAGCAACAUUUGCCACCAGUUAUAAGUCGACGCAGUUUGGAUCACAUUGUUGUGCCACAAGAAUUUAUAUUUGAUCUAAGUGAGGACACGAACGAUAGCGAACACACCGAUAUAUCGGACGAGGCCGCAAUGUUGCACUCAGGGAAUGACGACGAUUGUGCAGGACAUAUGACAAAUGGCCUUGAUUUUACCACACACCGUUCAUCACAACGUUCCGAUAGUCAUUCAUCGUCACACAGUAGUUCAAACACCAGUGGAACAGACAACAUAUUCCUGCAGGAGCCAGUCUUGACGCUCAAUGUGGAUAAGUCGCCAAAUCAAGCCUCGUCCAUAGUAAUAAACAAAACGCUCGAAGUACAACCAAAAUUCUCUUCACCAAAUCAAGUAAACAAAUCACUAGAAGUUCAAGCGAAAUUUCCUUCGCCAACAACUUUAUCUGCCUCUGUCCUACAUGGACGUUUCAAUCAAAUUGUGUCGUUAAAUGCAUCACCGACAAAAGAUCCACCUGGUAGCUAUGAAAAGAAAUCCAUGGAAUUGAGUUGUCAUGAUUAUGCUUUACUAAUGAUGCCUGAAAAUGACAAUAGUUCCUGCGACAGUGGUGUGGCCUUCCACACCACCGUCACAACAACACCACAAUGCAAUGGUACUUCCAAUACCGAGGGACCAGUCGAUGGUCCAAUCAAUCAGUCAGUAGCAUCAGCAAUAGCUUCUCCAGCAGUAGCGGCAACAAACCGCAGGCGUAAACCAGCAACACCUCAUCGCAUUGUCUGCUGCCCCUCACCUAUUAAAUCACAGCCAAGAGUUAAUUCCCCGGCCGGUUCUCCAUCGCCACGUAAAAUGGCUUCGGCUCUCUCACCUCGCAAGUCACAAAGACACGUAACUACUACCGCCAUGGCAGCUGCCGGCGGUGGAGCUGCUGUUGUAACGGCACCCAACAAAACUAGACGAAGACUGAAUCAAUCGCCUCCUAAAGAACAAAAAUCUGCCUUAGACGCUGAAACUAAUCGACAGGAUGAUGAACCUGUUGUUGUUAUUGUCGAUGAUGACGUUGAAGUCGAAGACGAUCAUGAUGUAGAAUGUGAAAAUAUGGCCACAAAUACAGUCGAUAUGAAGUUAAGCACGCCCCCGCCUCCAUCUCUUAUGAAUGGUGGUAGUGCGUCCAAGUCCAUAUUAAAUUCAGCAAAACAUCCAACAAAUCAGCAAAAUGCCACCAACAACAAAGGUAAAUCCACAAAAGCCCAUCACAAAACCAAAUACACCGUUCAGAGGCCUCAGCACACAGCUCUCAAACACCAAGCGCCUCAGCCCUUGGCGGCCACAAAUGGCAACCGUGAAAUUACCGACUGCUUCCCCGUACGACGAAGUGUGCGCAAAACAAAAACUGCCGUCAAGGAGGAAAUGAUGCGCAAUCUGGAACAGGCCAUACUUGAAGAACGCUGUGAAGGUCUUAAAAUCGCCUACUUUGAGGGCAAGGGACGUGGCAUUAUUUCCGAAAGGCGUUUCCAACGUGGCGAAUUCGUAAUCGAAUAUGUGGGUGAUCUCAUCUCGACCGCUGAGGCAGCGGAACGUGAAAAACGCUAUGCCUUAGAUGAAAACGCAGGCUGUUAUAUGUACUAUUUUAAGCACAAAAAUCAGCAGUAUUGCAUAGAUGCCACCGAAGACACUGGAAAGCUGGGGCGUCUGGUAAAUCAUUCUCGCAACGGCAACCUGGUAACCAAGAUUGUGGUGGUCAAACAGAAACCUCAUUUAGUUUUAAUAGCCAAAGAUGAUAUUGAGGCAGGAGAGGAACUGUGUUACGAUUACGGUGAUCGUUCAAAAGAAUCAUUGUUACAUCAUCCGUGGUUGGCUUUUUAGGAGAUAGUAAGAUGUCGAUGACAAAAUCAACAACAACAUUUAUUGUUAAAACAUUUACAUUUAGGCGCAGAUAAACCAAUAAGCAAGACACAAUAACAUUAUUCGCUCCUUUUGUUUCGCUCAUUGUUUCUUUUGUAAGAAAGUUCUUAGAACUUGAAAAAAAAAACAACAACCUCAAGCAACCACACCACCAUCCCCCUCACAUAACAUUACAUGCGUAUAUACAGCGAUUUUUUAUUUUUAAUAUUUAGUAUUGAACUAGGAGAAUAUUUUAUUUAAAAUCUAAAAAGUAGAACACACACACACACAAAACCACAAACAUUCAACAUUUAAAUGUUUUAAAUAGUCGUAUUUUUUCUCUUUUAAGUUCAUACAGACAAGCUACAAUGUGGGUAUUUUUUACCUUUUGCAGCUAUUAUAAAUCAAUUGUACCCUGCCUAUCUACUAUCUAGCAUGUUAGCUAGCUAGCGAUCACCAUGUUAUCAAAGAAAUUGUAUUUAUUUUAAAUGGGAUACUUAAAAUACCUUUUUGCCGAAUAUUGAAUAAUUUUGAAAUGAUUUUAUGCGACUGGUGUAAAAUGAAAACUUUUUUGUAUUUGAUUUGAUUCAAAUCGAAUAACAUUUGAAAAUCGUAUAGAUUAAAUUAUUUCAAUAUUUUUUUUAGAAGAGAUUGAGACUUAAAUUUUAUAUUUGUAAUAAUGAAGAAGGUGGAGAGUAUAAUAUCGACCAAAUCAUUAAAAAAGACUAGAAAAAUUAUUUAGUGAAAAAAUUUCAAUUUUUAAUUCAAAGCGAUUUUCAUUGGGAAACAUUGGUUGUAUUUUCUCUCGGUUCUCUUAACAGGUUAAUUAUGUAUGGGCUAUGGGCUAGGUUCCUGUCGAUUUCUUUGGCAUGAAAAGUUUAUUACCCUUUUUUUAUAAAUAUCGGGAGAGAUUUCUGAAUUGCCGGCACAUAAUCAGGUAAUAUCCUGUGACAUGUUGACUAUGGGAAAACAUAUUCCCCUGUUAAAUCUUCUUGUUUGAUCGUGCCCUUGUACAAACUACAAACCAUGUCGUUUUACCUUUUUCUCAGACACUGUUGAAAAUAGCAGAUAUUGUUGAAUUGAAAAAUUGUGAUUUAGUAUCAUAAUGUAUAUUUUGAUGCCCAAAUACGACUGAAACUUGAUCAGAUCAGAUUUAUCUUAGCUUAAGUUUUAAGAGUUUAUUCUUGCUGAAAAUCGCUUACAUUGCAUUCUUAACGUUCAUACGUUCUUUUUCUUUGCAAAAUUUCCUUAAGCUCAUUUUCAUUUCCUUUCCCACGCAUUCAGCAGCCAGUAGUCAAAGUCUCCAAUGUUAUUUAUAUUUUUGCAAGUAAAAAAAAGUUUUUUUUAUUUAAAAUACAUUUAUGCAAAAAUGGUUCUCUUUUAAGAUGCCUAAGAAAGAAAAUAAAAUCAAAUCUUAAAUAUAAAAGAAUUGAAUUUGAAAACAAAAAACUGUCUUAUGUUGUAUGACAAAAGCGAAAUGCAACAGAACAUAAACAUAUAUUAACUCUUAGAUUUAUAGCCUCAGAAAGAAAACCACUGAAGUUAAAAUAAGCAACUUUACGUUUACAUAGGAAAAGUAUAUAUUUAAUUGUUAAUACAAUAUAAAAUAUAAACGAAAGUAAAAAUACAUUUUCGCAACAUAGGUUAAGACUAAAUUUAUAACAAAAAAAGAAAACAAAACAACUCAAAUUAAGGUUUAUAUUCAUUUUUGUAGAGCUAAUUUAAUGGUUAAAUAUUUGUUUCAUCACAAGCAAGUUGGAAAGAAAAACAAAAAAUUAAUCUUAUUAUAUAACUGCAAUUGAGAAGCAGCUCUAACAAUGAGUGCUAUCUACCCCACUAUUCUGCCCCCCUCACCCACCCCAUAAAAUUGUUGGUCUGGUACCUUUGUUUCCAAUACAAACAUAAUUCUUCCUUUUAAUGUUAAGUUUUAAUCAAUGCACUAUCAUCUGGUCCCCAAUUAGAAAUAGAAAUUAAGUAAAUAUACUUUUUAUAUUUCAUAAAUUUAGUUCAACCUUCUUGAACAUUCUUCUGCCACCAUCAUCCUUUUUUCUUUUUCACAAAAUUCCCCACAGCCCACAUAAACAACAAGUUUUAAUGUACAAUAAACUCAAAUAUUUUUUUAUGAUUACCCAUUAGUAGCUUAAGUUAUUACAAAACAAUUAUAAAUUUCAUUAAUUUUUCCUCUUUAAUUUAUUACUCUUCAGUUUGUAACUUACUUUUUAUUAUGAAUAAAAAAAUGACAUCCAUUUACCAUUAAUUUAUAUAAACACAUUAUUCUCUCUUUUAACGUGUACAAACAAACAAACA